This is a messenger RNA of Thermothelomyces thermophilus ATCC 42464, 1904 nucleotides long. RefSeq lists its product as uncharacterized. The coding region runs from base 887 to 1882 and encodes 331 amino acids. Gene Ontology annotation, cellular component: anaphase-promoting complex. Gene Ontology annotation, biological process: positive regulation of anaphase-promoting complex-dependent catabolic process; positive regulation of ubiquitin protein ligase activity; anaphase-promoting complex-dependent catabolic process. Gene Ontology annotation, molecular function: anaphase-promoting complex binding; ubiquitin ligase activator activity; protein binding. The transcript has 3 exons. The record is from RefSeq and is a predicted model, not a curated record. NCBI's taxonomy places the organism in Eukaryota, Fungi, Ascomycota, Sordariomycetes, Sordariales, Chaetomiaceae.
GGCCGAACGGAAACCACGCUCUUUCGGUCGCUCGCCCGCCCGCGUCGAGGAGAUCAGCGCGCGCGCCUUCUCGCAAGUGUUUGGCGACAACGACACCGCGCGCUCUCCAACCGCAUGCGCGCAUAUUGUGCACGGCUUGCUUUCUGAUUGGCUCUAUUCAUUCUCUUCCAGAAUGUCGUUCAACAUCGCCCGAGACGGCCAAACAAAUCUGUCCGCCACAGGUCCCGGUUCGUCGAGCACAAAGUUCGACCACCCUCCUGCCGCGAGACCUCCUUCGGGACUGCUGCCCGGUGGCCCGCCAUCAAACCGAAUCGGCACAACCAUCGGCCAGCUCCGCCCGUCAGCUGCCGACUACAGCAUCAGCGAGCCCUCCAACCCCUCCAGCGUGCGAUCAACCGACUCGCAAAGGGAACGCAUCUAUGGAAGCCCGCGUAGGAAACGGCAGAGAAUCGAUGCCGACCGAUUUAUCCCGGCAAGGUCUGGCCGUGACUUGCAGUCUGGAUUUCACUUGAUCCCCCCGCCGCCUCGGCCAACUCCAGAAAGGGGCAGGCCAAGAAGCCCGCCGAGGGGGUAUCGUUCCCAGAAGAGUGAAGAAGCGGAUGAGACCUUCAGACAGCUGCUGCGUGCUGAGCUCUUUGACGAUGACAGUGUGCCACAAGUCUCACCCAGGUGGACGGGGGACGAACGGAUGCGCACGCCUCCCAGAAAUACGUCUUCUCUCCCGGCAACACCACAGAAGAAUCUGUUUUCCUACGUCUCUCCCCGUCAUCAACACCUGGUCGGACUCUCGACCCCCAGGAAAACACCACAAAGAGGGCACAACCUGAUUCCGGAUCCUCGCUUGGAUACCUACAGCACCACCCCCAUCUCGUACACAAGUCAGCAGAUGCUCCUUGCCCCGCGGCGCCAACACAGGACCGUCGCCAAGGUGCCGAUCAAGGUGCUGGAUGCACCGAACUUGGCCGAGGAUUUCUAUCUUAACUUGAUGGACUGGGGCAGCUCGGAUGUUCUAGCCGUCGGCCUGGGCGCUGGCGUUUUCAUGUACAAUGCACAGAACGGUAAGGUGGCGAAGCUGUGCACACUCGAAGACGACAAGGUCACCAGCGUAUCCUGGAUCCAGAAAGGGACACAUGUUGCCGUCGGCACCAAGAAGGGCCUGGUGCAGAUCUGGGAUGCUCAGAAGUUUAAGAGGCUCCGGACGAUGACGGGUCACACCGCGCGCGUCGGCUGCCUCGCGUGGAACGCCCACAUUCUCUCUACCGGCUCGCGCGACCGGACCAUCCUGCAUCGCGACGUCCGGGCGCCCGAUCAGUGGGUCAAGCAGCUGACCGGACACAAGCAAGAGGUCUGCGGCCUGAAGUGGAACUGCCAGGACGGCCAGUUAGCCAGCGGCUCCAACGACAACACGGUCAUGGUCUGGGACAAGGCCAUGGACCAGAAACCGCUCUGGUGCUUCAACGAGCACAUCGCCGCCGUCAAAGCCCUCGCCUGGUCCCCCCACCAGCGCGGGCUCCUCGCCUCGGGCGGCGGCACCGCCGACCGCCGCAUCAUCUUCCACGACACGGUGCGCGGAAGCGUCCGCAACGACGUCGACACGGGCAGCCAGGUCUGCAACCUCAUGUGGUCCAAGAACUCGAACGAGCUCGUCUCGACCCACGGCUACAUCCAGAACAACCUCGUCAUCUGGAAGUACCCCUCCAUGACGCGCGUCGCCAGCCUGACCGGCCACACCUACCGCGUCCUCUACCUCGCCAUGAGCCCCGACGGCACGCAGGUGGUGACGGGGGCCGGGGACGAGACAUUGCGGUUUUGGGAGGUGUUCAAGCCGAAGCAGCCCGUCAGGUUACUGGGUGGCAGCAUUGAUCUGCCCGUUAUCCGGUAAAUGGAGGGCAGGGGGAGGGGAG